This is a messenger RNA of Asparagus officinalis (garden asparagus), 3094 nucleotides long. RefSeq names its product bifunctional aspartokinase/homoserine dehydrogenase 1, chloroplastic-like. Gene Ontology annotation, biological process: aspartate family amino acid biosynthetic process; L-homoserine biosynthetic process. Gene Ontology annotation, molecular function: NADP binding; aspartate kinase activity; homoserine dehydrogenase activity. Bases 63 to 2903 code for a protein of 946 amino acids. The transcript has 18 exons. NCBI's taxonomy places the organism in Eukaryota, Viridiplantae, Streptophyta, Magnoliopsida, Asparagales, Asparagaceae. The record is from RefSeq and is a predicted model, not a curated record.
CUUGAUGACUCCUAUAAACCCCAUUUUUUUCAACAUUUCCACUCUCCAAACCCUCAAUCGCGAUGGGCUCCCUCGCGCUCACUUGCUCAUCUCCGUCCUCCUUCCUCCGGCGAGUUUCCCGCGCAAACGAGCCCCGUUUCCCUAUUUCUCUCCCCAGCCGUUGUCUUCCCAGAAGUCAAUGUAGUUGCAAGCCUCAAGGAUGGUCCAUUUCUACUUCUUUGAGGAUAGGUUGUUCUUUGGAGAGGGCAGGAAAUGCCACGCCUAAGAACCUUCAUGUUGCCUCAAUUGCAGCUGUUUCCCCUGAAGAAACCAUAGAAAACUCUUCUCUUCCAAAAGGUGACAUGUGGUCUGUUCAUAAAUUUGGUGGGACAUGUAUGGGCACGGCUGAAAGGAUUCAAAGUGUUGCAGAUAUAGUUUUAGGUGAUCCUUCAGAAAGAAAGUUGGUAGUGGUUUCUGCGAUGUCAAAAGUGACAGAUAUGAUGUAUAAUCUGGUCGACAGGGCUCAGUCGAGAGAUGAUGCAUAUUUGUCGUCACUUGAUGGUGUUUAUGAAAAACACAUGUUAACAGCAAAGCAGCUUCUUGAAGGAGAUGAUCUUGUUCGAUUCUUAUCUCAGUUGCAUAGUGACAUCAGUAAUCUGAAAGCAAUGCUUCGGGCAAUAUACAUAGCCGGUCAUGCUACUGAAUCCUUUUCAGACUUUGUUGUUGGUCAUGGAGAACUGUGGUCUGCUCAAAUGUUGUCAUAUGUUAUAAGAAAGAGUGGAAGGCCUUGCAGUUGGAUGGAUACUCGGGAUGUCCUCAUUGUAAAGCCUACUGGAGCCAAUCAAGUAGACCCUGACUAUUUUGAGUCAGGGAAAAAACUUGAAAAGUGGUUUACCGGGGAUAUAGCUGAUACAAUAAUUGCGACUGGAUUCAUUGCCAGUACGCCUAAAAACAUUCCUACGACUUUGAAAAGAGAUGGAAGUGAUUUCUCAGCAGCAAUAAUGGGUGCUCUUGUCAAGGCUCGUCAAGUAACUAUAUGGACUGACGUCGAUGGUGUAUAUAGUGCAGACCCGAGAAAAGUUAGUGAAGCUGUGAUACUGAGGACGUUGUCUUACCAGGAAGCAUGGGAAAUGUCUUAUUUCGGGGCCAAUGUUUUGCAUCCUCGCACCAUUAUUCCCGUGAUGAAGUAUAACAUUCCUAUUUUAAUUAGGAACGUUUUCAAUCUCUCGGCCCCUGGAACAAUGAUUUGCCAACAGACUGGGAAUGAAAAUGGGGAUGAGAAUAGUUUGGAGUCUUGUGUCAAAGCAUUUGCUACCAUAGACAACUUGGCCCUUGUUAAUGUUGAAGGAACUGGAAUGGCUGGUGUUCCUGGCACAGCUAGUGCUAUUUUUGGUACUGUUAAAGAUGUUGGAGCUAAUGUUAUCAUGAUAUCUCAGGCUAGUAGUGAGCAUUCAGUUUGCUUUGCUGUGCCAGAAGAAGAAGUAAAAGCAGUUUCUGAUGCAUUAGAGUCUAGAUUUCGUCAAGCUCUGGACGCUGGAAGGCUUUCUAAGGUUGAGGUCAUCCACAAUUGUAGCAUCCUAGCUGCAGUUGGCCAGAAAAUGGCAAGCACUCCUGGAGUUAGUGCUACUCUUUUUGAUUCAUUAGCAAAGGCUAACAUAAACGUAAGAGCUAUAGCCCAAGGUUGCAGUGAGUAUAACAUCACUGUGGUACUGAAGCAAGAAAACUGCGUAAGAGCACUACGGGCUGCACACUCUAGAUUUUAUCUCUCAAAAACAACAUUAGCCAUGGGCAUAAUUGGACCUGGCUUGAUUGGUAGUACACUACUCGACCAGCUUAGGGAUCAGGCUGCAGUUCUUAAGGAUAAAUUUAAUAUUGACUUGCGUGUCAUGGGAAUUACUGGAUCAAGGGCGAUGAUUCUGAGCGAAUCAGGAAUUGACUUAACUAGAUGGAGAGAACUUCAGAAAGAAAAGGCCCAAGCAGCUGACUUGGAGAAGUUUGCUCAACAUGUGCAUGAAAAUCAUUUCUUUCCAAAUACAGUACUGGUUGAUUGUACAUCAGAUUCAAACGUUGCAAACCAUUACUAUGAUUGGUUACGCAAAGGAAUUCAUGUUAUUACUCCGAACAAAAAGGCAAACUCCGGACCACUUGAUCGGUAUCUGAAGUUGAGGACAUUACAGAGGAAGUCCUAUACUCAUUAUUUCUAUGAAGCAACUGUCGGUGCUGGUCUCCCGAUAAUAGGCACUUUGCAGGGGCUGCUUGAAACUGGUGAUAAGAUUUUGUCUAUUGAGGGAAUUUUCAGUGGAACCCUGAGUUAUAUUUUCAACAACUUCAAAGGAACUCGAACUUUUAGUGAGGUCGUUGCUGAAGCAAAAGCUGCUGGAUAUACUGAACCUGACCCAAGAGAUGAUCUAUCUGGAACUGAUGUUGCUCGGAAAGUUAUUAUCCUGGCGAGGGAGUCAGGUCUGAAGCUAGAGCUUUCUGAUAUCCAGAUUGCAAAUCUUGUGCCAGAGCCAUUGCGGGUAAGACUAGCAUAUAUUUUGUUGUCAGGCAGUUGUAAGAGUGAUAAUGCUUGUGUUGUAUUUCAGGCUAGUUCAUCAGCCGCAGAAUUCAUGAAUGAACUUCCAAAUUUUGAUGGAGAUUUGUCAAAACAACGAGAUGAUGCAGAGGCUGCGGGUGAAGUGUUGAGAUAUGUCGGCGUAGUAGACAUUGCCAAUGAAAAAGGCAUAGUAGAGCUGAGAAGAUACAGUAAAGAUCACCCAUUUGCGCAGCUAUCCGGAUCCGAUAACAUCAUAUCAUUUACCACCAUGAGAUACAAGGAUCAGCCGUUGAUUGUUCGCGGACCUGGUGCAGGUGCUGAGGUCACUGCUGGUGGAGUUUUCAGUGAUAUUUUGAGGCUAGCAUCUUAUCUGGGCGCACCAUCGUAAAUAAAGAAAUUGCGACUAUUAUUGUGCUUUGUGAAGCAACUAUGAUGGGUUUUUGAUCUGUUAUUUCAUUUUAUUAUCAGAAACUGAAAAUGUUGAGAGUACUGUACGAAAGAGCUUUGUAUUGCAACUAUUUGUUAAUAUCAACUAGGGCAAAUCUGCGUAAGUUCCGAAGGUUUGUUUUUGCCUUUAAA